This is a messenger RNA of Gigantopelta aegis, 3478 nucleotides long. Its product is annotated as D-aspartate oxidase-like. Bases 443 to 1477 code for a protein of 344 amino acids. Gene Ontology annotation, molecular function: FAD binding; D-amino-acid oxidase activity. The record is from RefSeq and is a predicted model, not a curated record. Lineage: Eukaryota; Metazoa; Mollusca; Gastropoda; Neomphalida; Peltospiridae. The transcript is spliced from 13 exons.
UUGAUUAUCCGUUAUCUCUGGCAAGGUGAUCUACGGGUGUAGGUUACACAGUACACUAGGCCUAUUAAUAUACAGAUACUUUCUCGUAGCCUUAUGGUGCAAGAAAGAGCUUAUUAGGUUAUUUGGGUCAGUGUUCUAGGAAUACACACAUACGUGCAUCACUGUAAGCCCCAAUUACACGCUGUAGGCUACUGCUAACGUAGCGCUGACGUCGACACGGUCAUCUGUAACCGAGACGUAGGCGAAAGUUUCCGUUACAAUACCGUAACUAGGCUACUCCUACCUGGUUAUUGAAGUCACACGAUUGUCACGGCGUCUACUGAACUACACUGUCCAGAGGCUAGGAGGGCAGACAACUCCAGGCGAAAAGUCUUGUAGAUCAAGUGAAAAUGAAAAUUGACAGUUUUGGACGAAUGGAAAUGGUGUCUGAUCGAAUCAAAAGAUGACUCGGAAUGGGGAAACCCCACUUACCAUGGUGAAAAUAUGUGUGAUUGGAGCAGGGAUUGUUGGGUUGAGUUCUGCAACAAUCACGCAGGACCGUUUCCCGGAAGCCACAGUGAAAAUUAUUGCCGAUCGCUUCGGUAACGACACCACAAGCUGGGGUGCUGGUGGACUCUUCAGACCAUCUUUGAAACACAUAACAGGGACAAGUCCACAGACUGUCAGAAAAUGGUGCCAUGCCUCAUGGGAUAGAUAUAUUGGACUUGCUCAGUCAAGUCUGGCAAAGGAAACUGGUAUCUCUCUAGUGACUGGGUUUGUGGCAUCGAGAGAAAACGAGGAUUUCAUGUUCAAAGAGAUAACGAUUAACGCUCAUGACCUGUCAAAGACAGAGUUGAAACGAUUACAGCUUCCAUACAAUUUUGGAGUCUCAUGUACAACUGUGAUCACAGAAGUGACCAAAUACAUGCCAUGGUUAAUGAAGCGGUUUCAAGAGAGGGGAGGAACCCUGGAACAAAGAACGAUAAAGAAUCUAAAUGAGCUAGCAGGUGAAUUUGACAUCGUCAUCAACUGCUGUGGAUUUGCUGCCCUGGAUCUAGUUGGCGAUAAAAAAGUGUAUCCAAUCAGAGGACAGCUCGUUAAGGUGAAAGCACCAUGGAUCAAACACUGGUACCUGACAUCAGAUAAUACGUACCUGAUUCCACAUUGUGAUUGUGUAAUAAUUGGUGGGUGUCGGCAGAAGAAUAACUUCAGCACGUCUGUGGACCCAGAAAUGAGUGCCGACAUUAUGAUGAGGGCUAAAAAACUCUUCCCGCAGCUUGAGGGAGCAGAGGUGAUUGGUGAAUGGGCCGGUUUAAGACCCUGUAGGUCACCGCCAAGAAUUGAAAAAGAGUUCUUGUUUUCUCAAGGAAGAAAACUCAGAAUUGUCCACAACUAUGGCCAUGGAGCCAAUGGCAUCACGCUGAGUUGGGGCACGUCCCUGGACGCCGUCGAUCUCGUCGAAGAGUGCAUGAAUGAUCUACGAACCUCCAAGCUGUAAUCCUGGACGCAGCCAGGCGUGAUGUGGGACCCUGUCUUGUCACCCGCCCUAGAAAAAUCAGUCAGGAAUUAAUCCUGAAAAGAGACCUAGUAUGGGACCAUGUAGUUAGUCAGUCGUAAUCAAAAUCUAGUAACCAGUUCUCCGUGACUUGUUUCCCGGUGUCAGAGUAUGAUACGAGUGAUAGAGUGAUAGAUAGUGCGUAGUAUAUUAAAAAAAAAAAAAAAUCCAUGAAUGGCUUUGAUCCAGUGUAGCGGUAUUCACUACCAUUAAUUAAGGCAAACAGGGUACAGCAAAGAUGAAGAAAACACUUUGUUUAAAAUCAGUUUUGUACAUAGGUUUAAAAUUAGAAUAAUUUUGAUGAGCAACUUAAAACUGGUACAAAUACUCUUUUUUUUUACAAAUCAGGUCUGAAGUUUAAUUAGCAUACUAAGGUAAUAAACAAUUUUAAAAGCAGGAAACAAAAUGCUUAUUUAAAUCUGUUCUGUACAAAUAGUUUAACAAGGCUCAUAGUUAACAGCACACUGCUCUAGUUAAUAACUCCAAUGCUUUGAAAAUUAAGUCUCAUGGCCAAAGAAACAUAAGUCGGAUAAUAUGUUUUAAAACAGUAACUGCAUAGUUGUUUUAUUUAUUCUGCAAUCCACAGACAGUGGUCGAAAAAGCUUAUUUUAGCAGUGUGUAUCAUCAGUAAAGCAAGCAUUUUGGAGUAUGAUGUUAUACAUAGUCAAUGUCAAGAUGUUUUAGCUAUAUCAGAAAAGCAAUUUUAAAAUCUUAAAUCAUAAAUAAAUAGGUAUGUUUUGUUAUCAUUAUCACAACACAAACUUUAUUUGUAUUUAUCCUGCAACCACUGUUUCUAUUGACAGAUUAUCAUGACCGAUUCAAGCAAAGUCCUAAACGUAUACUAGCAGAUUAUGACUUUUGACGUCACUCGUAUGACGUCACACGCAUAGCUACAUUACAAUGUGGCUGAAAUAACAGAAAUAAUAGCUUUUUCUCUUAAUUUUUAUGGUCUGCAGGAAAGAGAUAAUAACUAGCUCAUGAUGUCGGAUAUCUGCUUUAUACUGUUCAGGCUGAAUGAGAAAUUCCGCUUGGUAGAGCCUCGCGGAUUUUCCCAUUCUUACGGUCUCAGGAUAAAGCAGAUAUUCGACGUCAUUAACUAGUUAUUCUCUAUGUAUACUAUAUUGACACCAGUGGCAGAUCCAGAAAAUCCAUAUGGGGGGCCUCAAUUACAUGUGACUGAAGGCCACAAAUGGAUUCCAUGGAUUCUCCAACGUAAAAAAUUAAAAUGUAACUGUCGCAAAAUUUAGGGAUGCCCCUCUUAGGUCUAUCUGCCACUGGACAUUUAACAUUUAAAACACACUUAGGUUGUUUUUCCCCAUUGACAAAAGUGUGCAAUAAGUCUGUGUUAACUGUACACUUUUAAAUCCCACUUUUCACUGAGACAAACUGCCUUAUCUCAUCAUGCAACAUCACUUAGAGGUAUGGUACAAGUCAGUUACCACCACAUGAGUGAUAUUCAUGGAUAAAGGAUAUUUUCGAUGUUUUAUUUGACUGCAGGACUAUCGGCAGUCAUUCAAAACAUUGACUAUGCAUACCAUUCGUAAGUUAAUGCAGUAACUUUAACAAAGCGUGUGUAAUUGAAAAUCUACUCUUUAGUAAAGUAAUCGAGUGAGGCAUACGUCUCUAUUAAAAACAUAAAUUAAUUUACUGCAAGCAAAAGUAAUAGUUUAUGGACAUAUAUUUGUGAAUGUUAGUACAUUCCUAGUCUCUAUAGCAAUAAAGUGGGAUAAGAAUUAUAAAAAAUAUUUUAUAUAUGUGUAUAAUGUAUGUUUAAAAUAUAGAAUAUUGUAUUUUGUUGCACUUAUUAUUCAGUUCAAAACCAUAUAUUGUUGUUCAUAUAUUAUUAUAUUGUUCUAAAUGUGGAAAUUGUAAAUUAUUAACAUUCAAUAUUUACAAAGCUAUAUACAGGCCCUCUGUGAGGACAAAUAAAAUCUUUUUAUAGUU